Messenger RNA from Molossus molossus (Pallas's mastiff bat), 956 nucleotides. It is a transcript of the gene CUNH11orf98, whose product is annotated as chromosome unknown C11orf98 homolog. NCBI's taxonomy places the organism in Eukaryota, Metazoa, Chordata, Mammalia, Chiroptera, Molossidae. The record is from RefSeq and is a predicted model, not a curated record. The transcript has 4 exons. Bases 26 to 397 code for a protein of 123 amino acids.
CCGAAACCCGCAAAGCUGCUCAGCCAUGGGUGCCCCCGGCGGGAAGAUCAACCGGCCCCGGACGGAGCUGAAGAAGAAACUGUUCAAGCGACGGAGGGUGUUGAACCGGGAGCGGCGACUGAAGCACCGGGUGGUCGGGGCCGUGAUAGACGAAGGGCUCACCACGCGGCACCACCUCAAGAAGCGCGCGUCCAGUGCACGUGCCAACAUUACUCUGUCUGGGAAGAAGUGCAGAAAACUCCUGCAGCAGAUCCGGCUUGCCCAGAAAGAGAAAGCGGCCAUGGAAGUGGAAGCCCCUGCAAAGCCGGCCAGGACUACUGAACCGAAGCCCAAAUCACAAAAGAAGACAAAAGCCCCCCAGGAUGUAGAUAUGGAGGACCUUGAAGAUGGAAGCUAAAUCAUACCCCUUUAACCAGAAGAUUCUCACCUGGAGCCAGGAGGACUCAGUGGUUGUUUUAGAAGACUUUGGAGAAAACACUGAACCUUUCACUCUCCCCAGAUUCCUCUUCCACAGUGGCCUAGUGACCUGCCGUGGAGGGAUGUGUUGAGAGGGAGAAUGGAAAAGAAAGAUCAGAGACGUGACUCCUUAGCAGUCAACUCCAUUUGUAAUAAAGCCCGAGAACCCUCUCAGAGAUGUGUGUGAUUAAAUGUAGGCAUGGGGAUGGGCCAUGAAAAGGGGUCUGUAGGUGUAGAAGAAAGGCAGUUGACCCACAGAGUGUACUUGAGCAAAGGCAUCAAGAAGCCAGCCUCUGUGACAGCCCUGUCUCUAUAGUGAGUGGCACUCCAACUUUCGAAUUCUGACCAAAAUAUAGAUUAUCAUAGAGAUGGCAGAGGAAGUAGGAGUCCUGACACCAGCCCUGCCACUGCUUGUGUGUGGCCAGCGUGGGCAAGUCACUUUAUGUUAUGUUUCCUUUGCUGGAUUUUUAUAUAUAUAUACAUAUAUGUAUAUAUAUAUA